Penicillium lagena is the source of this 1035-nucleotide messenger RNA. RefSeq lists its product as uncharacterized. The record is from RefSeq and is a predicted model, not a curated record. The transcript has a single exon. Bases 1 to 1035 code for a protein of 344 amino acids. NCBI's taxonomy places the organism in Eukaryota, Fungi, Ascomycota, Eurotiomycetes, Eurotiales, Aspergillaceae.
AUGUCGCGAUUGUCAGCGACACUCCAGCCCCCGGAUCAUCCGAUCGCGCUGCAGCCCACCCACCUCCUCGCCUCGAUGCCGGAUCUGUUGACCGACACAGCAACCACACUUAUUAUCACUCGGAAGAACACGCUAUUUGGGCCGGAUUUCUUAGUACACCAGCUGCGGUGUCACAAGUCUCUACACUCGCGACAGCGGCAGUCCCUACUGUUUACCGUCUCCAGCAAGUUCUGGCGCAAGUCGCAACACCGAGAAAUCCGAGACGCGUCAGGACGGCCACUUCUGGAGCUACGGCGACAGUGGCGGCAGCGGAUCUGGAGGGUUAUGCAGGCUGGAGGCGGUGGGGACGAGCUUCUGAGCGCAAACAUGGGCUGUGCGAUUGAGAUGAAGAUACUGAUGCGAGUGAAAAACGCACUACUAGCCGCGAGUCAACUAGAUGAGAGCCAUCAGCAGCGGCUCCAGCAGCACGCGCAAUUCCAAGCCAGUCGGUGCUCCGUAGCAAGCCAGAGGGCAAGCCGCGACGAUCCGCCACAGGAGCGAUCUCCACCGCCGUAUAGCGCCGUGAUCACCGAUCACACUAGCGAUUACUUCGCAAGCAGUAACAAUAGCAACACGAGGGACCUGACUAUGGACGACAACGUCUUACUAUACUUGAAUGAUGAUUGUACCGCUGGCACGUUGCCACCAUCUUACGACUCCAUACGGCACUGCACGAGCCAUUCCCUACAAGACUUACUAGACGCAGUGGAGCCGCCACGGGAGCCAGCGCUACCUUCCUCCUUUGCGUUCCCGCCGGCGAGACGGUACUCGGAAACGUCAGUAAAUGAGCAAGAGGAGCUAGAGGUACUACAGCUCAGCAACGCGGUGACGACGGUGAUGAUGGGAGAUCAGACCAUCAUCGGGAUUCGGCGCGGGAAGAUGAUGAAUUAUCAUACUCUAUCGGGGGCUUUGCCGCGGUGGGAGGUGCAGAUUGCAGGAGGCGUGGACUUAUUACUGGUAAGUUUCCUGCUUGUCCUGGCCGACAACAUACCUUAA